AACAUUCCCACAAGUUGAAUCCUACUCCCCCGUUAGACUCGACCUUAAAACGGGGGAGUAUUUUUGAAGGGUCUUAUACUCACGAGUCGCGUGCAUACGCCCUGAACUUCUGGUUUAUACUUUAUAGACGCGCUUGACUUUUGGUUUACAGAAACAGAGCAGUCGUCCUCGUCCCUCAGCCUCUCUUAACUGUGAAAAUCUGAAUCCUUUCCUUCGGUUAUUGUUGGGUGCGAUCUGAUCGCUGAAAGUGGAAACGGUAUCUUUGGUGAUCUAAGAUAAAGACGAUGAUUGAUGACCAGGAUCUCGGGUUCUUUGCCAACUUUCUUGGCAUUUUUAUAUUUGUUCUGGUGAUUGCUUACCAUUAUGUGGUGGCUGACCCAAAAUAUGCAACCAACUAAGACAUGUUUUGUAACGUGUCUACUUAGAGACUGAUAUGUGGAGUCAACUGUUUUUAUGAGAACUUAAGUGAUAUACAUGUUUAGUCAAUUUUGGUAAUAGAACCCAUUUACUUAUGGAUAUAUAUGGUUAAUGUAGUAGUUAAUUAUGGGUGGGACUGCUGCUUUCAUAUAUGGUUCAUUGGUUCCAAUUGUUAAAUGGUUAAAUGACGCAUGUAAUGCUGAAAGUUAUUAAAUAGGAGUAAUAUUGAUGGCAAUCCAAGAGAAGACCCUAAUACUGGUGCUCUGAUUCUUCUUUUGUGGUGACUGCUGCUGUUAGAAUUCUUUUGGGGCUGAAGGUUGAAUUGCUGUUAUAAUCUCUUUUGUGUUAGAUUUUUUUUUUUUUUUUUGUGGUUUGCAAAAAGUUCAAAAGAGCCAGUUAUUCUUGACUACACACUGCGGGUUAAGCCAUAUAGUGCCUCUUCCUGUAAUUUCCUUUCGGGGUCUAAAACACAUUCUAGGUGGCGGAUUUGUUUACUGUUGCUUUUCCAGGUCUUCUUUGACGGAAGCAGAACUUAAAAGGCUUAGUUUUCUCCAACAUAGGUCCAUAGAGAGAGGUGCUCGAUUCUGAACAACCUAAUAUAUCUAUGAUUCACUCAUGCAUUCGGAGUUGUACUUCAAAAUUUGAUUUUCUCCCGCCAGAUUCCCAGAGGUCAUGCUUUCUUCACUGUCUAUAACCUCUCCUUCUCUCCCCCUUGGCGCAGCUUCUAAUUAUCAGAACCCUACGACCACCUUCUCAAAAUCCAACCAACUGCAAACCACUUUCCAUCUUCUUCAGCAAUGCAACAACCUUGCAGAACUCAAACAACUUCAUACCUGUGUCAUUAAAACCGGUUUCUCUCAAGACCACCAAGCCCAAAACCGGCUGCUCUCUGCUUGUCUGGGAAACCGCUGUUCUGAAUCAGUAGAUUACGCUCUCCUCCUCUUCGCACAAUCAUCAAACCCGACCGUGUUCAUACGUAACAACAUUAUUAAACACUUGGCUGAAACUAAUACUCCUGAAAAAGCAUUUCGUUUCUAUUCCUUCACACAUCGAGAUGGUUUCCCUCCAAAUAAUUACACCUUUCCGUUAUUAUUUAAAGUCUGUUCUCGGCUUCAUGGGAUCGAAGAAGGUGAACAGAUUCAUGCCCAUGUUAUUAAAACUGGGUUUGAAUCAGAUAUUCAUGUUAAGAAUGCUUUGAUUCAUUUCUACUGCACCUGUGGUGUCGUUGAUGAUGCGAGGGCUGUGUUUGAUAAAAUGUCCGAAAGAGAUACUGUGACUUGGAAUUCGAUAAUUGCUGGUUAUACACAAAAUGGGUUUUCAGGGGAAGCUCUGAAUUUGUUUAGGGAUAUGCAGGUUCAUGGAUCAGAACCUGAUGAGAUAACAAUGGUUAGUGUUCUCUCUGCAUGUGCUCAUGCUGGUGCGCUUGAAUUAGGGAAGUGGGUUCAUGCAUAUCUUGAGAAAAACAAUUUAGACGGUAAAAUUAGUGUAAAAACAGCUCUUGUAGAUAUGUACUCUAAAUGUGGGUUAAUAGAGAGAGCAUUGGAAGUCUUUGAGGAGAUACCUAAUAGGAAUGUUGUCUGUUGGACAGCCAUGAUCAAUGGCUUAGCCAUUAAUGGCCUGGGGAAGAAAGCUGUUAGUCUGUUUCAUCUUAUGGUGAAGUCAAAGGUUAAGCCCGAUGAAAUUACCCUUGUUUCAGUCUUCUCUGCUUGCAGUCACAGUGGUCUGUUAGAAGAAGGUAAAAAGCUUUUUGCUGAUCUGAGAAAACGAUACAAGAUCAAAGCUCAGGUGGAGCACUAUGGGUGCAUGGUUGACCUUCUGGGUCGACAUGGGCAUGUGGGUGAAGCUUAUGAUUUGAUCAUGAAGAUGCCUUUUGCACCAAAUGCCGUUAUAUGGAGAACCCUCUUGGGAGCUUGUAAUUUAUAUAAAAGGGUGGAUUUGGGAGAGUUGGUUUUAAAGAAGAUCCCUGAACUGGAACCUCAUUACCAUGGAGAUUUUGUGCUUCUAUCGAAUAUUUAUGCAGCAAAUGGAAAAUGGGAGGAAGCAGUAAAUAUAAGGAAGAUGAUGAAGAAAAAUAAAAUAUCAAAGAUACCAGGGUGCAGUACCAUCGAAAUUGAAAACAGAACCUAUUCAUUUGUUGUGGAAGAUAAGUCUCAUCGGCAUUCAAAAGAGAUAUACAGGAUGUUGGAUCAAAUUGCCGAAAAAAUAAAACUGGCAGGCUAUGUUCCUGAUACUUCAAAAGUAUUAAUCAACAUGGAGGAGGAAGAGGAUAAAGCAAAUUCACUACUUCAUCACAGUGAGAAGGUUGCAGUAGCUUUUGGACUUAUUAAGACUGCCCCAGGAAUGCCACUACGGGUAAUGAAAAAUCUUCGUGUCUGUGAUGAUUGUCAUUGUGCCAUGAAGCUUAUCUCAAAGAUCCAUGAACGAGAUAUCAUUCUAAGAGAUCGCAAUCGGUUCCAUCAUUUUAAGGGCGGCCUUUGUUCUUGUGGAGAUUAUUGGUAAGUGUACUGCUUUAUGAAGUUUUUAUGCUUAAAAAGCGACCGAUGUCGAAAUGGAAUAUAAGGCUCUAAUCAGCCAGUAAGCUUCACUAGACUGAACAAAGAAGGGCCAAGUGUAAAACGGGCGGCACAGGCUAGUUUAAAUCCUGAACGAGACAGGUAUAACUCGAAUCGUCACUCCAACAGCAAGCCCCAUAUCGGUUCUAUCCAUAGCAGAGGUGCCAGAAAAGAGUACGUAAACAAAUUUACCAUAGAAGAGGUAAGUUUCACUAUUCUUUUAGAAUACCUUAAUUGCUUUCUAAUUGAAUAAUUAACAACUUUUUUGUGCGCUUAAGUUUGGUCCCGAUGCGCUUAAUUAGUGGGUGAUAUCAAAUUUCAUUUGCUUCGUUAGUGCACAUAUGUUACCUCUUUCAUUAGUUCUCCUUGUUGUUAUCAUCAUUAUCAUUACUUACCGUGGACCAAAUCGUUAUCAUUAUUUAUUUUUUGUAAUCUCAA
Molecule: messenger RNA, 3407 nt
Organism: Papaver somniferum (opium poppy)
Lineage: Eukaryota; Viridiplantae; Streptophyta; Magnoliopsida; Ranunculales; Papaveraceae
Product: dolichyl-diphosphooligosaccharide--protein glycosyltransferase subunit 4A-like
Exons: 2
Coding region: 1090-2916 (608 amino acids)
Biological process (GO): RNA modification
Molecular function (GO): RNA binding; zinc ion binding; protein binding
Source: RefSeq, a predicted model, not a curated record